Pomacea canaliculata is the source of this 3961-nucleotide messenger RNA. RefSeq lists its product as uncharacterized. The transcript has 11 exons. The record is from RefSeq and is a predicted model, not a curated record. NCBI's taxonomy places the organism in Eukaryota, Metazoa, Mollusca, Gastropoda, Architaenioglossa, Ampullariidae. Bases 1142 to 2923 code for a protein of 593 amino acids.
AUGGUGAAGUCAGUGCACAUGGCGGAGAUGCCUCAGAAGCAUCAGGCGGUGGAGGGGGCAGUGGUGGAAGCAUCUGGAUGUACUGUCAACUUUUCAAGGGCUAUGGAAAAAUCUCGUCUAAUGGAGGAGCUGGGUCAAGAAAUGCUGCUGACCCUGGAGGUGGAGGAGCUGGAGGAAGAGUAGCUCUGUUUUUCUGGCAAAAUGAAACUUUCAGCAGUUUCCAAUUCACUGCCUAUGGUGGCCCUGCUGGCGACCCUGCAAAAGCACAGAAUGGUGGGGCAGGAACCAUUUUUGUCUAUCAUAUGAUUGAAGAUCACCAGACCCUCAUUAUUGACAACAAUGGGCUACAGACUCCAGAUGAAGAACACAUCAUUGAAGACUACAAUGACCUCAGUGGUGACAGCUGCCGAACCUGGAUCCUUCCACAGUCUGGAAAGCACUUUUUUGCUGGAGGGAACUACAGCUAUAGCUUUGAUGAGCUUCAGAUCUAUGGUGCAGCUCACCUUGCCAUUUUAGUAGAGCCUUUUCCUGCACCAACAGAUUUAUUUUUCCGUUACAUGAUAGGAGACCGAACUGGAACAGUUCAUUUAGGUGACCAACAAGUGAUGGAUCUAGAGAGACCCGAGAUUGAUCUCCCUUUCAGUGUGCAAGUUUAUUCAGGAGGUUUCCUAGGUCUUGCUCCAAUUACAUUUGUUCAUGGUGUGUCUAUCUGGAUGGCUGGGGAACUAAGCCAUGUGAGGAACAUGACUUUACGCCAUGGUGGCUUGGUAUCAUUCAAGUUCGGUGGUUACACCAGUGGCGAAGAAGCCAACUCAGCCAUUUUCCAUUUUGUACGCAUUCAAGAUUAUUCCACGUUCAAAGCUGAAAGAAUUUUCACUGUUGAAACAGGAUUCAACAUGACUGUGGACUAUAUUCUCAUUGAAGGAGGAGGAAACCUUCAAGCAACUAAUCUUAGUCUUCAAGUGAAAAAUCUUUCCAUUGAUGAUGGAGGAAGCUUGCAUGCAGAUGGACUGGGCUAUAAACCAAACACUCCACAGAACAACAUUACAAAUAUUGGACUUGGUAAAACUGCUGUGUUGGGAUCAUCAGGGGGAGGCCAUGGAGGAAGCAGUGGACGAGGGAAAGGAACAGAUUGACAGGCAUGCCUUACGGAGAUUUCUUUGAGCCAGUCACCAUAGGAAGUGCUGGUGGAGGUGGCCUAAAUGUUGGAGGCAGUGGUGGCGGCUUGCUGACAGUCUUUGUGUUGGACACAUUGUGGUUGGAUGGAGAAAUACGAGCAGAUGGUCAGCCAGCAAUAAAUCCCACUGGUGGUGGAGGUUCUGGUGGAACUGUUCGUAUCAUAGCUAAAAAGAUCAAGGGUUUUGGAAACAUCACAGCCAAUGGAGGAGAUCAGUUUGCCAGUGGCACGGGUGGAGGAGGCUCAGGGGGAAGAAUUGCAUUAAAUUUUUGGGUGAAUGAGACUUACCUAGGGAAGUUCCAGGCACAUGGAGGAUUUGCCAACUGGAGCCUUCAAAAUUCUGGUGAGCCAGGAGGUCCAGGCCCCGUUUUCAUGUUCCAUGAGGGCGAGGUCCAUAAGACUUUGUUUGUGGAGAACAAUUUCCUGCAGAGCAAGUCUGUGGGCAAGGUACGUGACUUUGCAGACCUCACAGAUGACCACUUCAAGGCCUGGAUCAUUGAACAAGAUACAGACAAGAAGUACUUGGAUGGAAACAACAGGUCCACAACCUUUGAUGAACUUCAGAUCUAUAGCAAUGCCCAUCUGGUCAUCCUCCCACGUGACCCGCAAGCAGGAGUGUUUCUGCACUUCCAACAUAUGAUUGGGGAUAGGUCUGGAGUUCUUCAUGUUGGACCAAGACAAGCAAUGGACUUGAAACGACCUGCCAUUGACAUCCCCUUCAGCACUUACAUUUACCCUUCUGCUUACUUAGGCCUUGCACCUGACACAUCUCUGAACCAAGUAUUUGUACAGAUUGAGGGAGUGAUGGACCAUGUGUACAACCUCACCCUCAUUGCUGGUGGACAGCUUCGUCUCUUUCCAACUGGCUCAACAGGGUCAGAACCAAGCCUUUCAUAUGCAAUUAGUGGCACCACUGUCAUCAAAGCUCAGUCCUCUAUCAAUGCAUCAGCGCCCUUCGCCCCUGGGUUCACUUACAACUUGACCUUUGGCUCUCUGACUGUGGAGGGUGGAGGCUCAGUGAUGGGCAAGGACUUGGAAAUAACUGCUACAGACAUUACCGUGGAUGAUGGAGGUGCCAUUGAUGUCAGUGAUGGUGGCUACCUAGCAGGCCUGGGAGCAGCACCAGGCACACUUCAUCGGUUAGGCAACAGUGGAGCAUCACAUGGGGGCGUAGGUGGGCGAGGUCAGUGUGCAGGAUAUGUCACUUGCCGUCUGCCCAGAAAACAUCCUUAUGGAAAUCUCUACCAUCCUUCUGAAUAUGGCAGUGGUGGUGCAGGAGCUAAGGGAGGAAUUGGGGGAGGAAUUCUGAAGAUCAGCGUGAUCCACACCCUGACAGUCGAUGGCUACAUCCGUGCCAACAGCCUGAAUGUCCUGGCUUCCACAGGUUCCUUAGCAAGUGGUGGAAGUGGUGGCAGCAUUGAGAUAAAGACAGUAAAUCUGACAGGAAGUCACACGGGUGCUAUAGAGGCUUUAGGUGGGGUCAGUGAUCCUGUAAAUGGAGGAGGUGGAUCUGGAGGAAGAAUCUCCAUAUAUCAUGCCACACAUCUGUCAAUGCCACCAUACCGUGGUGACUUCAAUGUCUAUGGUGGUCAGCCUGCUGCCAGUAGUGAAGCAGAGACUGGUGCUUCGGGAACUGUUUACAUAUUCAAAUACCAACACCACGGAGUCCACCUUGCGUGUAGACAACCAGGGUUACAAACCUGUGACGGAGCAGCCAGGCUUUCUCAACAUCGGACGCCGCCUUGAUUUUUCUUCACUUGCCUUGACCUACCAGAAAACACAGUCAUUCACAGCCUCUUCAGGUUUCACUGUUACGUCAUCAGCUGCCGUUUACAACUAUGGUUAUUCCGACUGGCCUUGUCAGCAAGCACCAAACUCAGCAAGGCACAUAUCUUCUGCAGUAUCUGUUUGACCAGACCUUGCACACAGACCCUGAUCACUUUUUCUUGGCUGCAACACCUACUGCUACUCUACAUCUGAAUCUCAAGAGAGACUCCUAGUGAACACUAUAAAAAUCUAUCCUAAUCAGGUGUUCCCAACAAAAUUCAAGAUCAGUGCAAGCACAUCAAAAGGAGACAGUUUUGAUGUCACCAGUAAUUUUGUGGUACCUGAGAACCAUAUGUGCAAGGGUCAUACCUGCAACUGUCUGUGCAGCGUAACCUGACUGUCUUGACCUUUGAAUUACAGACCUUGGGAGUGUGCACAAAAGCUAUGCUUCGCUGUCAGAAAUUGAGAUUUUUGUGGAUGGGCAACAGCCUCCUGAAAGAUACACUACAGAUGAGUUACAUGGAGCUAGCACAUGGGCAGCACUGGACCCGGCACAAGGAAAGUUUGAGUUCACAGAUCUACACAUAACAGGUGGCAGCCAUCUUGCCUUUGAAGAUGGCAAGAAUCAAGACACAGCUUUCGCCACAGACAUUGGAACAGUGUAUGGUGACAAAACAGGUUAUCUGCACGUGGGCUACAGUCAGAACUUAAACAUCAACUUUACUACAGCUGACAUUCCAUUCAAUCUGCUUGCUUAUGAAAAGACUCAUGUGACAUAUCCUCCACGUACAUUCUUCACACAGACAGACCUUUCAUCUCUUGGAAAGGUUUCUGGCAUCCAAGACCUGUAUGUAUACCAAGGUGGCUCAGUCACCCUGGGUAGUGAAGCAAGUGUGGGCUUUGGCAGCCUACCUCGGGAGGUGAAUGUGACAUCCCUACAUGUUCAAAAUGGAGGUACUUUUGAGGUGGACAGCGGCCAUCAUACACAGGAUGUCACCAUUGUUGCAGAUACUGUGA